UUCUCUGAAUUUGGUUCCUCUCCAAUUUGAACUUAGUCUGCCUUCCUUUUCUAGAAGUACAGAAAUUUCGAUAACAAUGUUAUCUGUCAUCUUGUAAACAUCUCUCCCUCAUGUUUUCACUUGGAAUGUCAGCAUUUUAGGACCCCAUCACCAAUCUCCUUCAUCCCCCCAUCUUCCAAUCUACUGCUCAUAAUACUCCAAGUGCUCCACUACCACUACCACCGCCUCCACUUUGUUCCACCACCAUGUCUUCCAAGUCCAAAUCUACUGUAUCUGAAACUCCUAAAAAGGCAGCAUCUGCUGAAACUCCAAAGAAAACAGCAGUAUCGACCCCGCGAGUGAGUAAACUGAGCAGAGGACUGGGUGCUAAAUCUGAAUCCGACUCAGCAUCAUCUCCUUCUCCUCUGCAAAACUCUUCCCGCCUUUCAAUUGAUCGCUCCCCGCGCUCUGUCAACUCCAUCAAGCCGACAAUUGAGCGUCGAUCCCCCAAGAUCGCCACCCCGCCGCCAACUGAAAAGCAACCCACCCGAGGCACAAAGGGGUCAGAAUUACAGGCUCAGUUGAGUCUUGUUCAGGAGGAUCUGAAGAAAGCAAAGGAGCAGAUAGAAGUGAUUGAAAAGGAGAAGGCAAAAGCAAUCGAUGAUUUGAAAGAAGCCCAGAGAGUGUCUGAGGAGGCAAAUGAGAAGCUCAGAGAGGCUUUGGUGGCUCAAAAGCGAGCCCAAGAGGAUUCAGAAAUUGAGAAGUUUCGUGCUGUUGAGUUGGAGCAGGCAGGAAUUGAAGCAGCCCAGAAGAAGGAAGUUGAAUGGGAGAAAGAGCUUGAAGCUGUUAGGAAUCAACAUGCCCUGGAUGUGGCUACUUUACUCUCUACUACUCAAGAACUUCAAAGGCUGAGGCAAGAACUGACCAUGACCUGUGAUGCAAAAAACCAGGCACUGAGCCAUGCUGAUGAUGCAACUAAAAUUGCUGAGAUUCAUGCGGAAAAGGUGGAGAUUCUCUCAGCUGAGUUGACCCGGCUGAAGGGCUUACUAGAGUCGAAGCAGGAAACAGAGAUUAGUGAAAAUAGCAAGAUGGUGCUUCAGCUUGAGUCAGAGGUGGAAUCUCUCAAGCAACAACUUGAGAAAGCAAAAGUUUAUGAGGAGAGAUUGAUGGAGAAAGAGACUUCCAUUGAACAGCUUAACGUUGAGGUUGAGUCAGCCAAGAUGGCUGAAUCUUAUGCUCGCAGUAUUGUUGAGGAGUGGAAACUUAGGGUUGAGGAAUUAGAGAUGCAGGUUGAGGAAGCAAAUAAGGCAGAGAAAUCUGCAUCAGAAUCUUUAGAUUCAGUCAUGAAACAAUUAGAGGGAAACCAUGACUUAUUGCACGAUGCAGAAUCUGAAAUUGCUGCUCUUAAAGAGAAGGUGAGUUUGCUGGAAAUGACAAUUGUACGACAUAGAGGGGAUCUUGAGGAAUCAGAACGCUGUCUUGGUAUGACCAAGGAAGAAAAUCAUGAAAUCACAAAGAUGGUUGAGUCACUUAAGUCUGAGCUCGAAACCGUGAAAGAGGAGAAAAUGCAGGCUUUAAGCAAUGAGAAGCUUGCAGCAUCAAGUGUUCAAAGCCUGUUAGAAGAGAAAAACAAACUCAUAAAUGAGUUGGAACAUUCCAGGGAUGAAGAAGAGAAGAGCAAAAAAGCAAUGGAAAGCUUAGCUUCAGCCCUACAUGAAGUCUCCACAGAAGCUAGAGAAGCAAAAGAAAAGCUACUAACUAAUCAAGCGGAGCACGAUAGUUAUGUGUCGCAGAUAGAAGACCUUAAAAUGGUCUUAAAAGCAACCAAUGAAAAGUAUGAAGCCAUAAUGGAUGAUGCAAAACAUGAAAUUCAUCUCCUUACGUGCAAUGUAGAACAAUGCAAGACUGAGUUACAGGAUGCGAAGGCUGACUGGGAGCAAAAAGAACUUCACCUGGUGAAUUCUGUAAAGCAUUCAGAAGAAGAAAACACUUCUAUGGAAAAAGAAAUAAACAGGCUGCUAAAUUUGCUCAAAAGCACCGAGGAAGAAGCUUGUGCCAUGAAGGAAGAAGAAGCGCAGCUGAAAGAUGGCAUGAAGGAAGUCGAAUCUGAAGUUAUCUGUUUGCAGGAAGCUCUUGCAGAAGCAAAGGCUGAGAACAUGAAACUAAAGGAAAGCAUAUUGGACAAAGAAAAUGAAUUCCAGGGUGUUAUACAUGAAAAUGAGGAGCUCCAGAACAGGGAGGCUGCAUCUCAUAAGAAGGUGGAGGAACUGUCAAAGCUACUUGAAGAAGCUGUGGCCAAGAAGCAAGCCGAGGAAAAUGGUGAGCUAACAGACAGUGAAAAAGACUAUGAUUUGCUUCCUAAGGUAGUUGAAUUCUCUGAAGAGAAUGGGCAUGGAAGAGAAGAGAAACUCAAAGUGGAGCUUUCACCACCUCAAAGUGUGGAACCGAAGAGUGAAACUUUAUGGCAAGAUAAUAACGUCUUGAAUGGCAAGGCUGACCAUGUGGACUCUGCUCAAUCUGAUACUCUGAAUGGGAAAUCAGUAGGUGAUGAAAGCAAAGAGAAAGAAGAUGAUUCAGUAGAAGUUGAAUAUAAAAUGUGGGAGAGCUGCAAAAUUGAAAAGAAGGAAUUCUCGCCAGAGAGGGACCAGGAGCAGGAAUCCUUUGAAGAGGAAGUGGACUCAAAGGUGGAUGGUGGUGAGAAAUUGGAUCAGAUAAAUGGAUUAACUUCUACAGAAAGUGCUGAUGACAAUGCAACUUCUCCAUCAAAGCUGCAACAACAGAAGAAGAAGAAGCCUUUACUCCGCAAGUUUGGAAGCCUACUCAAGAAGAAGGGCACUAGCAACAACAAGUAGAGAUACCCAGCUUUCUCUGAUCUGUGGCCAAUUAGCAGGCAAGUAUACUGGAUAUUGUUUUGCACCUAUUUGUGUCCUUUCAUAUUCUUUCAGUCCUGAUUUCUAGUAUAGGUUAAAAAUGAAGAGGUUUGCGUUAUCUUUAGGACUUUUUUUAAGUGAUUUCCCAUUUGGGCAGUUUCUUGUAUGUGAUGGAGAUUUAUAUUUUUUCCCUUCAUUUUGUUUCUCUUCUUGGCCUGAUAAGCUAGAUUUCAUGAAAUGGAGUUGUCAUAUGAACUUGUAUCUUAAUGUGAUUUCAUCUAAUGGGUAAAA
Fragaria vesca subsp. vesca is the source of this 3140-nucleotide messenger RNA. Its product is annotated as WEB family protein At5g16730, chloroplastic-like. NCBI's taxonomy places the organism in Eukaryota, Viridiplantae, Streptophyta, Magnoliopsida, Rosales, Rosaceae. The coding region runs from base 246 to 2831 and encodes 861 amino acids. The record is from RefSeq and is a predicted model, not a curated record. Gene Ontology annotation, biological process: reciprocal meiotic recombination. The transcript has 3 exons.